AUGGCACCUACGCUGGAGCUCCUCGAGGAGCCUGCCGGGAAUCUGCCGGUCAAGGCAGUCUCAGCCAUCCGCAAUGGGAAUUCUGCCGAUGACCUCAAACUAGAAAGCCCAGAGAAGCAUCAACGGGUGAUGAAUGUUUUCAGAGCCUUCAUUGCUGAUAUCUGCCAGCAAUAUGGCGAAGGCCACGCUGGAUCUCCCAUGGGCAUGGCUGCCAUUGGUAUUGCCCUAUGGAAGUAUGUCAUGAAGUACUCUCCAAACAACUGCAACUACUUCAACCGGGACCGCUUUGUUCUUUCGAACGGCCAUGCCUGCUUGUGGCAGUACCUUUUCCUGCACCUUGUUGGCGUCAAGAGCAUGACACUCGAGCAGUUGAAGUCUUACCACUCAACGAAGCUCGACUCGGUCUGUCCUGGCCACCCCGAAAUUGAGAAUGAGGGCAUAGAGGUCACAACUGGGCCCCUCGGUCAGGGUCUCGCCAAUGCAGUUGGCCUUGCCAUGGCCACUAAAAACCUUGCCGCGACAUACAACAAGCCUGGCCACGAGGUGGUAAAUAAUAUGACGUGGUGCAUGGUCGGUGACGCUUGUAUUCAGGAAGGUGUUGGUCUCGAGGCACUCUCCCUCGCUGGUCACUGGAGGCUAAACAAUCUCUGUGUUAUAUUUGACAACAACUCGGUUACGUGUGACGGAACCGCGGACGUUGCCAACACCGAGGAUAUCAACACCAAGAUGCGGGCUACUGGUUACAACGUGGUAGAUGUGUAUAAUGGAGACUCGGACGUUGCUGCCAUCGUAAACGCCCUUGUUGCCGCUCGAUCGAGCGACAAGCCAACCUUUAUCAACAUUCGCACCACGAUUGGCUUCGGAUCUGCUCUGGCCGGCACGGCCGACGUACACGGAGCUGCCCUCGGAGUCGAUGAAGUGGCCAACGUCAAGAGGUCGUUCGGUCUCAACCCCGACGAGCACUUCCACAUCCCCCAGGACGUCUACGAUUUCUUCAGUGACAUCCCUGGCCGUGGCGAAGCCCACGAGGCGAGCUGGCAAGCGGCCCUGGUGAAGUAUCAUGAGGAAGACCCCGUACUGGCCGCUGAAUUCGAGCUCCGUGUCAUGGGGAAAUUGCCUGAGGAUUGGUCCAAAUGUAUUCCUCGCAAAGAAGAGCAGCCUACUGCAUCCACAGCCUCACGAAAGUCCGCCGGCGUCAUUACCAACGCCCUUGGACAGAAUAUCAAUUCAUUCUUAGUCGGUACAGCGGAUCUGACUCCCUCGGUCAAUGUCGCAUACAAAAACAAGGUUGACUUCCAAUCUCCUGAACUCCGAACAGCCUGCGGCCUGAAUGGAAACUACAGCGGUCGAUACAUCCACUACGGUAUCCGCGAGCACGCCAUGUGCGCCAUCUCCAACGGACUAGCUGCCUUCAACAAAGGCACCUUCAUCCCCAUGACAAGCACAUACUUUGUCUUCCACUUAUACGCCGCCGCCGCUGUGCGCAUGGCGGCGCUCCAAGGCCUCCAACAAAUCCACAUCGCCACUCACGACAGCAUCGGUGUUGGCGAGAAUGGCCCUACGCACCAACCCGUCGCCGUUGCUGCCCUUUACCGCGCCAUGCCCAAUGUUCUUUACAUCCGUCCAUGCGACGCCGAAGAAGUAGCUGGCGCCUACAUCGCCGCCAUCCAGGCCACUGAGACGCCUACUAUUAUCUCCCUCUCCCGUCAAGGCCUGACCCAGUACCCGCAAUACUCCUCGCGCGAGGGCACACUUAAGGGCGCCUACGUCUUCGUCGAGGACAACGAUUUCGAUGUGACUUUAAUCGGAGUCGGGUCCGAGAUGGGCUUCGCAAUGCAGACUCGGGAGUUGCUUUUCAAGGAACACGGUAUCAAAUCACGGGUUGUUUCCUUCCCUUGCAUUAGGCUUUUCGAGCAGCAGUCGCGCGAAUACAAGCAUUCGGUUUUGAAGCCGCGUGCUGGAAAGCCCACUGUUGUUAUCGAGGCGUAUCCGUCUUACGGAUGGGAACGCUAUGCUGAUGCGUCGGUGUCGAUGAAUAGCUUUGGGAAGAGUCUUCCUUCAAAGGAGAUAUAUGAGCACUACGGAUUUUCACCGGAGAGCAUCGCGCCUAAAGUUAAGGAUCUAGUGGAGGAAGUCAGGCGCGAUGGUAUUGAGAUCCUGAGGGGCGACUUUAGGGAUUUCAAUGGUGGUCUGCGGAUUGGUCUUGAGCAUUAG
Messenger RNA from Aspergillus oryzae RIB40, 2214 nucleotides. RefSeq names its product transketolase family protein. The transcript has 5 exons. NCBI's taxonomy places the organism in Eukaryota, Fungi, Ascomycota, Eurotiomycetes, Eurotiales, Aspergillaceae. Gene Ontology annotation, cellular component: cytosol. Gene Ontology annotation, biological process: pentose-phosphate shunt. Gene Ontology annotation, molecular function: transketolase activity. The record is from RefSeq and is a predicted model, not a curated record. Bases 1 to 2214 code for a protein of 737 amino acids.